Messenger RNA from Ctenopharyngodon idella (grass carp), 3155 nucleotides. Its product is annotated as gastrula zinc finger protein XlCGF8.2DB-like. The transcript has 3 exons. The coding region runs from base 126 to 1202 and encodes 358 amino acids. Lineage: Eukaryota; Metazoa; Chordata; Actinopteri; Cypriniformes; Xenocyprididae. The record is from RefSeq and is a predicted model, not a curated record.
AGGGAACAUAAACAUGAGAAGUGGAACACAGCCGUUCGUUCUGCGCUAAAUCUGCUUUUUCAGACUGAGAAGAAGCAAGCAGGAGGAAUUACUCCAGGAGAAACUACUGACAUACUAUUGUAAAGAUGGAGUUUAAGGAAGAACCCUGCAGAAUAAAAGAUGAAGAUACAGAGAAACAAAUAGACCCGAUGGACGUGACUGAGGAAAAACUGCAUCGAUUUCAAAAACUUCAUUUCGUAAAUGAAGAUGGAGACUCUGUCAUUUCACAGACUGAAAAGGAUUUCCCACAGAAACAACCCAGAAAAUCUGGAGUUAAAGGAUCUUUCACCUGCUCUGAGUGUGGAAAGAGUUACACACGUAAAUCAUUUCUUAAUGGACACAUGAGAAUUCACACUGGAAAGAAUCUGUUCACAUGCUCUCAAUGUGGAAAGAGAUUCAUUCAGAAAGGAGGCCUAAAUGCGCACAUGAGAAUUCACACUGGAGAAAAACCGUUCACAUGCACUCAGUGUGGAAAGAGUUUCACAUAUAAAUCAUUUCUUAACAGACACAUGAAAAUUCACAAUGGAGAGAGGCCUUAUGCAUGCUCUCAGUGUGGAAAGAGUUACAGACAUAACAGGCAUCUAAAUGACCACAUGAGGAUUCACACUGGAAAGAAUCUGUUCACAUGUAUUCAGUGUGGAAAGAGAUUCAUUCAGAAAGGAGGCCUAAUUGCGCACAUGAGAAUUCACACUGGAGAAAAACCGUUCACAUGCACUCAGUGUGGAAAGAGUUUCACUCAGAAAUGCACUCUCAAUGAUCAUCUGCGCUCUCACGCUGGAGUGAGAUCAUUCAGCUGUGAUCGGUGUGAUAAAACAUUUGCUGUGGCAGCAUACUUAAGAAGACACCUUAAAGUUCAUACUUCUGUGAAGCCUCACGUUUGUUCAUUUUGUGAAAAGAGUUUUAAAUAUCUGCGAAAGUUAAAAGAGCACGAAAGUAUUCAUACUGGUGUGAGCCCUUAUAUGUGCUUUGACUGUGGGAAGAUCUUCACUACAUCCAGCAACUUAAAAUCACACCAGAGAGUUCAUAAUGGAGAGAAACCUCACAAGUGCUCACACUGUGGAAAGAGUUUCACUCAGUCAUCAUCUUUGAAAUAUCAUGAGAGAGUUCAUUGUAAGGGUGGUCUGCCUACAGUGGUAAAGGCUGCAGGGUUGCUGAAUGACUAAAUAAAGCAAGAUGGUGGAAAACAAUGCUUUCCUCCAUUGCCUGCCAGUCCUUUUUACCAGGUUUGUAGUAAGAUCUAAUGUAGUAAGACAAUGAUAUUAAAAGACCAAAUUCAGUAUACAACUUAUUGAUUAUGCAUACUUUGUACAGGCAAACAAAUGAACACAGAAUAUUAAUGCAACAGGAUGUUUCUCGUUAAGCGUUUUUUCCACCGAAACCCAUUAUAAAUAUAUAGAAUGCAUCAUCAAAAAGGGUUAAACUGAAUUUGAUCUUUUAAUAUCACUGUUUUAGUACUUUAAGACACUUUAAGGGUGGGCUGCACUAAGGGUCUUUCUGCGUAGUUAAUCUGUGUUUAAAAUUAAGUGGUGCAACACAAAUUGAUUUAAAAUAAAACCCAGAUCAACAAAUCCUUGAUUAGUGUUAAACUUUGCUUAAUCUAAUCCUUACUGGUGCAGCCCACCCUAGUGUUUUUCACGUUAGCUUUUUAAAACAUCGUCCCGCUGUUUUUUAGUGAUUAAAAUCACUGCAGGUGCUGUAUAUGGAUCACAAGUGCCCAAAACUUGCGUCUUGUUCACAUAUUUUUGUUUUUAAGAUGAAAAAUUGACAGGCUUUUGCUGCAGGUACACGGCUGUUUUGCCCUCCAGGGCUCCGCGACAGUCACGUGACUGAAAACUAUCAAUAGGUAGCACUUCAUAGUUAAAGGAUUAGUCCACUUUUAAAUUAAAACUUCCUGAUAAUUUACUCACCGCCAUGUCAUAUAAGAUGUCCAUGUCCUUCUUUCUUCAGUCGAAAAGAAAUUAAGGUUUUUGAUGAAAACAGUCCAGGAUUUUUCUCCUUAUAAUGGACUUCAAUGGUCUCCAGACGGUUGAAGGUAAAAAUGACAGUUUCAGAGCAGCUUUAAAGGGCUUUAAACGAUACCAGACGAGCAUAUAUAAAGCAUAUACAUUUAAUUUUUUUUAGAAAAUGACCGAUCGUUUCUCUAGAUAAGACUCUUAUUCCUCGUCUGGUAUCGUUUAAAGCCCUUUGAAGCUGCACUGAAACUGACAUUUGGACCGUUUGGAGACCACUGAAGUCCACUUUAAGCAGAAAAAUCCUGGAAUGUUUUCAUCAAAAACCUUCAUUUCUUUUCGACUGAAGAAAGAAAUACAUAAACAUCUUGGAUGACAUGGGGGUGAGUAAAUUAUCAGGAAAUUUUAAUGGAAAGUGAACUAAUCCUUUAAUACCGAAUCAAAACUAGUUAGCACAUAAUUUGUAAUUGAAAAUGGUUUAAUGACAAUAUCUGGUUAUGGUUACACUUACAGAACAGAUGUAUGAGAUGAUGAAAACAUAUACCAUUAAUCGUACCCAGCAUAUACAUGUAUGUAGAAUGUCACCUGAGAGAUAUGAAGAGAGGAAGAAAGAGAGACUUUAAAAAUGAGAAAAGAGAAAGAGCCAGAGCAAAGAAGCCCCAGCGAAAUGAAGAGCCAGAGAAUGAAAGGAGACAGAGCAACAGUUAUGACGUUCUUUUAGCCCUUCCUUGACUAUGCGACUGAAACCCUAAUGUGAGACAUUCAAACUGACCAAUCGGAAGAUUAAAACUUCCUCCACUGUACUACAGGUUGUAAGUGGGUUUAGUCAGUGGCUGUUUUUUUUGUUGUUGUUGUUUUUGUUUUUUUUGGCCUAGCCAGCCCAACUCUUAAGACUUUGCUUCAUUUUUGUUCUUGAUGAAACUGAAAGAAAAAACAAACAAACAAACAAACAAAAAAAAAGUGUAAAACAUGUUAUUUUCUAUAAACGUUUUUCAUGUCUGUGAAGCAAGUAUUCACUGAGUUUCGGUUUAUUUUUGUGAAACAUUUCAGAAAGUUGUUCACAGAGAGAGACGACAGAAAGUGUACACAAUUUGUUCUUUUAUUUUACAAAAACGUUUUGUAACAUUUUGUUAUUAUGAGUGUGUACAAAUAAAAGUAGACACUUUA